CAACAACAACAACAACACAACACACACCAUGGUUGAAAAGCGACCACCAAGUCCUGGCUUCAUCUCUAAUCCAUUCAUCAAAAAAAGAAAUCUCGAAUGGACUCUCGACUCACCAUCGCCCUCACAGCCACCAACAACUGCUGACAUAGAAUCUGGAUCAGCCACUGUAGAGGACCAUCUCUCGCAUUUCAAAGCGCACCUCUCUAGCCAUAUAUUAAGCCAAUCGCCACUAUCAAUAUCAUCGUAUAGCUCACUAUACACCGAAAACUUUGGAAGCUCUGCAGGUGCUCAUUUCGUCAUUCAUCAACAUGACCACCCAAUUGCUGGCACGCACUAUGACCUCCGUCUUCAGAUCAAUGAGACCAGCAGCGCCAGCUGGGCGAUCAUGUACGGACCCCCGGGCGACCCUCAGAGCAUACGGUUGAAUCGAAACGCGACAGAGACGCGAAUUCAUUGUCUAUGGAAUCACCUCAUAGAGACUGCCUCAACCUCGACUGGCUCACUUCUCAUUUGGGAUACGGGAACAUAUAGCAUCCUCCCCCGUCAAAGCAAGCAUGCCCCAGCGACUGAUCCGUCCUCUCCAACGUCCUCACCAGGUCCAUCUUUCGCGCCAACACAGCAAGCUCUUCUGCACGCCGCUUUUCAGAACCGCAAGAUCCGCAUUCGACUGCACGGAUCGCGCUUACCUGAUCCAUAUGUCCUGAACCUUCGUUUAACCAGGUCAGAAGAUGUGGCCGGCAGAGCAAGGAGCGGAAGAACAUCUCGGAAACGACGACGUCGUCAUGCCCAGACGGAGACGCAACCUGAGACGAGUGGUGAUGAUAGUGAGAGUGAUGAAAGUGAGGAUGUCCCUUCAAACACUGAUGCGGGAACCAACGCAGACAAUCUUUCCGCCAUGGAACGUGAGAUACGUGAGCUUGAAGAUGAAGAGGUCCGAAGAACAAAUGCAUAUCCAGGGGCUUCCAACACCAUCGGUAGUGUACAUCAACGACGAUGGUAUCUUUCACUUGAUCGCCCGGCUUGUGGGUUUGUGGAACAAAGAACCAAGAACCGUUCAGUUUGGGAACUGGAAGACGGUACGGAGACCAAAAACAAACAGAGCGACAAUGGACGCUUGCCAUACCCAUUCCACGUCCGGGGGCCAGAUCAUGAGCGUAGUGUAUUAACAGGACGGCUAGGAGCUGAUAUUCUCCAAGACGAGGGCGUGGAUAAAUUUAUUCAACGUCAAGGUUGGAAGCCAGUGCUGAAAUGAUACUCCCCGGGAAAAAAAAAAAAAAAAAAAAAAAAAAAGACAUGCGCAGUGUCUGAACAGACUAUCAAAAUUUAUUGUGUAGACUACAUAAUACCUAGGCUUGUGCCACGUUCCCAUUUUCCCAUCCGAGUGCAUGGCUGUAUAGCUCGUCUACCUUGAUACCUGGCGGAGAUCAUAUCCCGUAGACUGGCCAGGACGACCACCUCGCCAUAAUCCCAUGUAAAUCAAUCCGUCUCAACCAGACUCAUCAAACGCCAUCCCAUGCUUGCUAAAUCGCGGAUCCACAUGUCUGUGAAGACCGAAUCACACCCAACCCUGUCACUGCAGAAACAAAGAAAAAACAUACUUUUGAAAUAGCAGUAUUAUACCCCCUUUCAGCACGUCUUGAAGCCUAACUUUUGGGCUCCACCAGAGUCGGAGCAAUUCGCCUCUUCUUGGGCUCCUUGCCGUCUUCCUUUUCGCCUUCACUGGCAUCGCGCUUAGUGCCCGCACUGCCUGUGGUACUUCGAGGAGUCUCAGGAGGUGUUGUGAGCGGAACACCAGUCACCUUGCCA
Fusarium odoratissimum NRRL 54006 is the source of this 1806-nucleotide messenger RNA. RefSeq lists its product as uncharacterized. The transcript has 2 exons. Lineage: Eukaryota; Fungi; Ascomycota; Sordariomycetes; Hypocreales; Nectriaceae. The coding region runs from base 29 to 1252 and encodes 407 amino acids. The record is from RefSeq and is a predicted model, not a curated record.